GUCAAAUUAAAGUGUCAAAAUUUUUGUAACAUUUUUACUAUACACACGAAUUUUAAAUUAUGAGUUCCUUGGAUAAAAUGGUUUCAAUGUUAAACAACAGAGACAUAUGGAAGUUAAAGAUGAAGGAGGCGAAAUACGAUUCUGGUUUCCACGUGGAAGGGGAACGUGAUGUAAAUAAUUUGGACAUAAUCUUGGAAACUUUUCUAAUUGCGUAUGAUUGCAUAACAACUGCUCUCGAGGAGAUAAUUAAAAAUGCUUCAGAAUCUGUGCCACUUAAGUCAACUAACGGCGAAUUGGAGGAAAUUACUUGGUCAAUUUCCAUCGGACAAUUUGAUGCGCUAGUAAACUCGUUAUUAUUAAUUAGGAAAAUCCCAAAAUGUAAAAUAUUGAAGGGUAACAUCAAACUGUUCCAAUGUCCUAUUGAUUGCCUUAUUGAGGCAUUACAACAAUCGAUUCGAUGUCCUAUUAUCACAGGCACAUACAGAAUGCAUCUGAAGAAGGAAGCGGUUGCUCAGCUGACCCUUUUAUACACAUUUUUGCACGACGACAUUGAAGGAAUAAAAGAAUACAGCGACUGCGGUACACUAAACGAGCGAGAGACUCUGACAAACGGGCACUUCUCCAAGAGUCACCAAGGAGUACAUAUAACUAAGGACAAGUCCAAAGUCUCUAUAGAGCUGUCUCGCUUAGAAGCAGAACACCGAGCGCUAUGUGAUGCUAUUAACAUCUUCAAGAGUGCACUACGCGAAACCGGUAAUUUGGACUAUUCCAAUGUUGGUGGUACAGUAGCGAUGGAUAACCACUGCACAAUAUCAUUAAAAUGUCCCAAAUCACUUACGUCAUUAGAGAAGGUAAAUCAGUGUGUGACAGAUGCAUCUGGAGCAAGGCGGUGUAUUUUGGAGUGCCUGUGUGAAGUAACAGAGGAUUCAAGAUGUAUUCAAUUUAUUGAAAGGUACCAUCCACUCAUGAGUAGAGGAACUGUUUCCCUUAUACGCGAACAGCAGUGCAGUAGCCUUCUCGAUCUACCUAUUUCGGCGGUGCAUUGGCCAAGAACGAUUGAAAGUAAAACAUUGUGUGAUCAUCAUUUUUGUAAUCCACAUCCACAAAUUUUGGAAAAUGUAAGCAUAGGAAACAACUUUAAGCGUAGUGUAAAGCCUUCACUCACUAUGAGCAAAGAUUUAGAAUACUACAUCAAUUUAAGAGACCAUCGAUGCCAAAAUAUAAAUACGACAUUUGAAGUUCGAUACUUUGUGCUCGAACGUGAAUCACCGUCGAAAGAACGUGCCCAUUUUAAAUCUAACAACAAUGCAAAAGAAAACAAACAUAAAAAGAAGCAAAAAAGUAAAGAGGAUUAUGAGAUUAAUGCAGAUGCGAUCGAAGUUCGAGUUUUUGAAUUUAAAAGAAAAAAUGUGUCCGAAGAAAAAGAGAUUAUGCAUAAGCUCAAAACUAAACUACAUUCGGACCCCUGUGACAAAGGGUCUAACUCGAAUCAGCAAGAGGAACCAUCCGACCUUCAAAUUCAAUCCUCCAUUACUUCAAGCGAAGUUUUUUCUGAAGUGAUCUCUCCUAUAAUGCAGAAACCUACAAGAAAUGCUACAUUCACAGCAGAAGAACAUUUGAAUCAUCACGAAUUGCAACAGUAUCAAACACCCAUGCAUUUACAGCAUUGUGCCGUAAAUACCUCGAAAAAACCAGGUGCACCCUACUCCAUCCACACAAAAAAUAAUCCUGGUCAACGACAGCACUCUCGGGAAUGCAACAUUGCAGGAAACAAACCAAAAAGUGCUCCUCCGUUGAAAUUCCAAAACAAGCAACGUAUACAAAGUAAUCGAUUUCGAGAUCUUUUUAAAAACAAUUACACUCCAAAAUCAGAUAUAAAUAGCAGUAUAAUGGCAGCUAACUCACGAGGCAAAGAUUCAAAAACACACCCAUUAUUUUUGAGUAGAAAAUGUGCAGCAACGAAUAGUUGUGAGAGGGAUGGCGUUUUAAAACAAUAUCACAACCGGUUUCGGUGCAGAGGGGGUGACUGUAGUUUUGCAAGGAAUGGAAAUAUCUGUGUUGAAGUCGCCAACCAAUCAACCACCAGCAUAAGUGUUCAAUGUGAUAUUUUGGGCGGAGAACAGGAAAACGCCAGGCCACCACACAAGAUGAAUAUGCGUUGCCCGAACGGCAUUAUCAUAAGCAAAUGCGAGGAAAAAGAGUUGUAUGAUCUAGAUUAUCUGACUCAUACUUCCCAAAAACCACAUCAAAGUCGUUUAAGUAACUGGCAUCAAAUGACAUCUAGGUCACAUGAUCGUGCGCAUUAUAUGCCCCAACAAGAAAACAGAAGAUAUUCGUCCCCGUUAUGUAAUCCGUUAAUACUAAACAACGAAUUUGAUAGCAACAUGUACAAGAAAUUUUAUGACAUAGACAUCGUUCCUGAACAGGCUGACGAUUUGGAUUUGCCAUACAAAUUAAAAGAAGUGUCAAGUUGGUGUGAAGAUCAAAGUAAAAUGUAUAUGGAAAAUGGCUACCCAAUUACUGACAACGUUACAUUCCAACAAACAUCGGAUGUUUACCUAAAUAGCCCCAAUUGUUCAAUUUACCAUAACGAAAAAUUUUCCGAAAAAGAUAGCUACCAGAACAAUUACGUACACCCCUGUAUAAUGGACUCAAACUACAAUAGUCAAGAAGACCGGUUUCCCGCUAAUACAAUUUACCGAUCUCAAUCGUCCUUAGAUAACAGAAACACAAGUAUCACCGAAUUCAGUAAAUCAAAUAUCGGUCAAUAUGAAUUACCUACUGACGGCGAUAUUAUCCCAACAUCAAAUCCUAAAAUGUUUAAAGUAGAUAACUAUCAAGACAGGAAUGUGUAUCACAUACAAGACAAUGAAUGUUACACCAAUUGUGUAUGGAGUGAAGAUGAAGAGAAAAUUAGAAAUAAAUUAGCAAACCAUUGUGACCAAUCGAGGUAUAGUAUUGUGGUAUCGUCGAUGAGUGACGCGGAAACAUCAACCCAAAAUUGCGGACUGCCCUACUGUAAUGAGAAAGUGUUAUAUGGCAACCCAAACUUUAAAACAGGCACAACUUACGAAACCAGACGUUUAACCUCAUCUAGUUGUGAUAAAACUACCCAAUUACCACCAAUUACAUAUAGAAGUCAAUCGUUACUGUUGCAAAAUAAGAAGUUUUUUUGUGGAGAUUUUGAUUAACUAAUCUAUGAACAUAUGAGUGACCAUUAAUGCUGUCCAUUCUACCACCCAGGUCCCUUGCGUAUUUUUUAUACAAGAAUGUAAUGAAAUUUGAAAGAAUAUGUAAACACAAAUAAAGACUACAGUGUUCAUCGUUUCUAUUGACUGAACUCAUUAAGAGAAGUCAUUUAUAGAAACAUUUCCUCCCCACAAGGAUUUGUCACAUCUAAGUACUGAUACGCUAUUAAAUAUGUAGAUUUUACGAACCUUUACGAGGAAGUUUGCCUGCAGACUCUUCUGUGUCAAAUUUGUAAAACUCUUCAUUCUCAAUGCUUCUCUGAAAGUUUAAAAGUUGUAGCUUGAUAACUAGUUUGGAAACACAAGUGCGUAAGGUCUUGGAUUAUGACGUAUUAGUUUUAGUAUUCUCUGGUACUAAGUAGACUAACAUCUGUUUGGGUUUCUUAUUCUAGGCAAGCAAUUAUUUCAAAUAUUUCAAAAAUUAGUUUUAU
Molecule: messenger RNA, 3679 nt
Organism: Photinus pyralis (common eastern firefly)
Lineage: Eukaryota; Metazoa; Arthropoda; Insecta; Coleoptera; Lampyridae
Exons: 8
Coding region: 60-3191 (1043 amino acids)
Source: RefSeq, a predicted model, not a curated record